This is a messenger RNA of Hymenoscyphus albidus, 3784 nucleotides long. The record is from the annotation of a GenBank genome assembly. Lineage: Eukaryota; Fungi; Ascomycota; Leotiomycetes; Helotiales; Helotiaceae.
ACUAAACACCGGGACUACUGCGACUGGGACUCCUCGACUGGGACUGGCACUGGCACUGGGACCUCUUUUGCCUGGGUACUUCUCUCUCCCUCCUGACUAGUGGUGCUAGUCUAUGCGCGUCUAUGCUAGUCCAUGGUCCAUAGUCCAUAGUCCAAAGUGGCUGUCCCUCGCUGCUCCAAGAGCUCUGCUUUGCUCUGCCCUGCCCUGCCACCCACUGCCAUUGCCACUCACUCCACUACUUGUACGAGUACUUACUUACCUUUCUCCUCUCAAAACAGAACCUCCCCUCAAUAUUGUUGUAUACCUAUACCUAUACCUAUACUUAUCCCUAUACCUCCCUCUACCUAUACCCGUCCAAAUAUCGUCGAUACCCAUUCCUUGCCUCCUCCUCCAAUUCCUCCCCACCCACAGUCUGCCCGCCAUCGCCUACGCCGAGGACCCUUUUCUCUCCAAAACCUCACUCCUCGUUCCAGCUCCUACGAACGUCCAUUGCCGUCCCACGGCUGUGCCAGAUCCACCAGCAGGCGUAGAAUUCCUUCGCGUUUCCGAAGUCCAUCUCGAUGACAUAAGAUCCUAUCGUCCCUUUGAAGCAAUUUCUUUCCUUUCUUGUCUUAUUGUAUAUGGAAUUGGGGUCAACGUCAGGAUAUCUAUGUUUCGCCUGCAAAUCUCCGUCCUAGCUGCCCCUCUGCAUACAAUUGCCACCAAGACACCCCCAAUUCUCGAGGUCACCGCCGGUCCUUUCAGCUAGUGGCAACCCAACUCAAGCUCCAAGCGUAACCGCGAUCAUGGACAUACCUCAAAGCGGAGCAAGGCCGUUAGCUCUGCCCGAAAUUUAUGUACAUCAGUCGGCUUCUGAACCAUAUCGAAAUUCAAGCAGAUUAAGCCCAUACAUCUCAUCAUCCUCAACCACCUCUGCUGUUCCAAUGUCAAUACCCAAUUCGAGAGAAUAUGUUCCUCCACCACUUCCACCACCGAAAGAGCUUCCCGACAUAAAAUCGAAUGGAAAAAAUGGCCCCGAUAUUGCGUGGAGGUUUGGAAAUAAGCAAAGCGAUAUAGGAAGCUUUGGUUCAUCUGUUGCUCCAGGAUCCAGUCUUCACGGAAGUAGCUUUAACAGGAAGGAGAGUAUGAUGGAUGAACGACCUGAUUACACUCGUCGUACCAGUUCGUCCUCGACAAUAAAAACAAGGGGAGAACAUGAUCAUGGCUAUCCUCGGGACGAAGGCUACUCGAGCCUCUCAACCGCCAGUAACGAAUCAUAUAGGUCAGUUCUUCUCUCUCCGCUCUUGUCAAUCAUAUCAGAGCCAGCGAACCAUCCUUUUUCCAUUUAGUGAAUCAAAGCACAGAUUGAAAGCUUCUACUUCUCCCACUUUCUCUUCAUCGUCAUGGCUAACCGCAUCAUUCAGAUCUACAUACCAAGACCCUCUAUCAGCAAGGUCCUUCUCAAGUUCCGUUCACGAUACGUUCCAAACGAAUGCUCAGGCUUACGACAAAUCACUGCUACUGAAGUUGGAUUCCCGAAGAUCUGGGGACAAUAAGACGCCCCCUCGAGGCUUUUCCAAAUCUCCACAUUUCAGCUUUUCUGCUAAUGAUGCCUCUCCAACAUCCAGAGGGAGCCUCGAUCAUAGGCAUCAGCUUAAGCCACUUUCCCUUCCUAUACUCAGUGGCCGGCCAGGCAUGGGCUUCACAGAAAGCCCUAUAUCACUUUCGAGAUAUGGAGACAGAGAUGCCCCAUUAUCGUCAGCGAUAUCUCCUGGAAACCCCUUCCCACGAUUUGGUUUACAAACCCAAUUUGAUUACAGACCAUCUAGUGAAGCAGAAUCAGAUAGGUCACCGCUUCCAUAUAUAAGAGGUUCGGGUAGUAGUUCAGCACUAAGUUUAGGUGAUGAUACAUCUAGUAUCACUAGCCGUUCAAGAGACGGUAUUGAUCAUAGGGUAUCCCCUGAUCAUGAUGUAGACUUUCCCAUGGAAGAAACGAGAUCAGGCAUUCGACAGCUUUACAUUGAUGAUCCUUCAGGUCGGUCAGAUCCGUACUCGCCUGGCGCGAGUACUGGACAGAAGCGGCGUGCUUCUUCUCCGCCCAUAGAUGAGGGAGGGCAUUCUCUUCAGACAGUUGGAAGUGCCAGCGAUCUUUUCCGACGACGAGAAUCAGCAUCACGGAACUCGCCUACCCCACGUCUACAUUCGACGUCCGGUUCUGUCUCUUCGACGGCAUCGGGCCAAAGAACAGGUUCAUAUGCCUCGUCGACGUUGUCUACAUUGUCAAUUGCCCCGAGUAGCAUGUCUAGUAUGGGCUCUUAUGGCCGUCUCUCUCCCGGUGGAAUCUCUCCAGGAGGAUCAGAUUUUAUCGAUCUCCCAUAUGGACCACCAAUUCUGUUGAAUCCUAGUCCACAUGGACCAGGUUCGAGACCAAAUCACCAACGGACUUUGUCUUCUGAGACCCGACCUCUUAUGUCAUCUCGAAAACUUUCCGAUGGUAUGGGCAAAUCACAUGGUACGCCGAAAAUUCAAGGCAUCUAUAUGUGCGAGUGUUGUCCCAAGAAGCCCAAAAAGUUUGAUUGCCAAGAAGACCUUGAGUAAGUAAUUUGGAAGUAAUGUUCGGCAAUCACUAAUCCUGUUUUUAGAGCACAUGAACAGGAAAAGCAAUACCAAUGUGCAUACUGCAACAAUCGUUUCAAGAACAAAAAUGAAGCUGAGCGACAUCAGAACUCGCUCCAUCUUCGCCGCCAUUCAUGGUCUUGCGCCGCGCUUUCUGGUUAUUCCGCAGCAUUCCACGAAUCCUCUAAUCGACCCAAUGAAGCAGAUUCGUGUGGGUACUGUGGCGAGGAUUUUCCUCGUUCCGGAAUUUCCUCUCCGUCUGCCUCUAGACCGCAAAUGCAUGUCGCAACAGACAGAGACUGGGAUGUUCGCAUUCAACAUUUACAAGAAAUGCACAAAUUUGGUGAGUGUAAUCACGCAAAGAAGUUUUUCAGAGCCGAUCAUUUUCGACAACAUUUGAAGCAUAGUCACGCUGGUACAAGUGGGAAAUGGACAAAUAUGCUCGAAAACUCAUGCAUGAAGGACGAGCCACUGCCAGAACCGAUCAGAGGACCUGAAAGGGUUAGUCCUGGAGGUGGAAGAGUGGCUAGAAUUAACGAAGAGGAGGAGAGUCUCUGAGUCACGCUAUGGGCAUAGUUUAAGCGCUGUUGAAUUACAUUAUCCAUGGGCAUAUCGGCAGAAAGUCACGACAAGAAAACGGAAAGCAAAAAAAUCUAACGGCCGUACACGAGAUACCCGGAUCGCUGUUCAUUUUUUUAUAUAUAUCAUCGGCAUUGCUUGCGUGUUUACGUUGUCCUCUCCUACCACAUUUCAUCUUAAAUACUUUCACAGGGUGAAAAAGCAUGGUGGCAUAACAGUUUCUUGAUUGCAUGGCGCUUGGUGUUGUUUUAACAUGGGUUUCAUCUUCAUAUAUAUAUAUACAUAUAUUCUGGCUAAUCAAAGACGAUUGGUCAGAUUAUUUUUUUGCAUGGGUUUUGGCGCUCGCUCUGCACACACACACACAUCACCCGAGGGGUGGCUAAUUUUGACAUUUAUCUUUUUGCCAAUUAAUGCCAAUAUGUUUUGAGCGUGGGUUAUCUGGAAGGGAUCUUAAUGGACUUUUUCCCCUUUCAAUUUUUUUAAUAAGUGGAUGAAGGAAUCUUUUUGGUUACAUUUAUCAUCUUGCGAGACAAGAUAGCUUUUUGUUUAGGGAUGGCGGGGAUAGGGUGGAAAGCCUUUGAAAAAAUCUUAUCUAUAUUUCCGGGGGGGG